AUGGUGUUUUAUGAUGCGGCAAAUGGUGAUGACAGUAUUGAACUGGUCAAUAGCUCUCUGGAAACAAAUGCCAGCAGCCAGGAAACUGAGUCAGAGAGAACUGACAUUGUAGAGGUAGAAUUUACUGUUUUGUUUCUUGCUUUCAUUUGUUAUGAUCUAAUAAAUAGUUGUAAUUUUUUUACUUGAGUUAACUAUGGCUAGUUUAUCAACAAUAUCUGAUGCUUCUACUCUGAGUAUUAUUUUUGAACAUUUGUGAUUCAUUUUAGUGUUGGCUUAGAUUUAUAUAAUCUCUUUGUACCUAAUUUUGGUUAACAACUGAAAAAUUAGAGCAAGCAUCGAAUCAGAAUCAGCUAUCGCCACAUUCAAAAUGAAACACAGUCUAGAAACAGAGCUGAAUUUUUUUCUACCUGUUUUGGUCUCUCUACACUUCUAUGUUUUACUUUCAGAGUUUUCCUUCUUAAAUCUCAGUUAAAAGUUCCAAAAUGCUUUCAGACCAUCUUUAUCAACUCAUUACAAUGUUCAUCAAAAUUCACAUAUGGUAGACGGAGUAACAUGUUAUAUUUGCACCCAUUUAGAACAGGCAGCCCUAUUCUUAUGGUAAUCAUUUCUAUCAAAAUAAAAUUAUCACUACUCGUCUAGCAGUAAUUUAGCAUUUGCUAAUAUCAUUCUUCAAGGAAAAAAUGAGCCAGGGUGGAAUGAUGACUUCAUCAAAAGAAUAAAUUAAAAAAAAACAAAAGGGCUAUGAGCCACCUUAAUUUUCAAAUUUUUAAAUAGUUGUACAAGAUUGUGUAAUUAAAAAAUAUUUAUAAUCCCAAAAUGUUAAAAGUAUAAUAGGGUUACAAAUCACUUUUCUUUUAUUAACAGGCACAAGUGCUCCCUAAAAACACCAAGGGGCGUUUGUACUUUAGUAAUCAAGAGGGCCUUGACGCCAGUAGGAACAAAGUGCAGUCACGUCCAAAAAUUGGUAAAUUUGAUCAAUGUAUUUGUAUUGAUUCUAAAAAUGUAGGAUGCUCAUUUUUGUUAUCAAUAUUGUUGUUAUUAUUAUAUUUUUUAAAUUAUUUAAUCAUUAUUCAUUUUGAUGCAUUAUCAUAUAUUUGUUUUGGGUGAGAAAAGAUCCUUUCUAGAUUUUAGGACUGGUCAUUUUUCAGAGGGAGAGAAUUCCAGAUUGUAUUUCAUCAUAUAGUUAAGCUCAGCAUGGAAGCAAAACAAAGCAAAUGCUGUGUUGUGUUUGGUAACCCCAGUAAUUGUUCAUUUAUAGCCACUUGGGUAACCAAUCACAACACAGAAUGGAUUUUUCACCUUGCUUGUGUUUAUACAUAAUUUUGAGUUAAAUGUUUUGUAACUUAUGGGAAACCCAACUUAAGAAAAGGAGACUUUUCUGGCAGUUUAGGCAACAAUGAAGUCACAAACACAUCCUGAAACAGUCAAUACAUACAAAAUCACCUCAAGAUUCAUGAAUUUGUUUGGCAAUUCCAAGGUGCAAUCUUUUUCCUUAAUUAUAAAUCCUUUACAACCAAGCUAGCUGAUUUAGUCAAGAAGCUUGAAUAAAUAUGCCUUGCUAUUCUUUAUUUUUUAGCACUUUUUCCUAACCUUGACUUCAUCUUAUAGUCCAUAAAAACCCAAAACUGACCGGCCAUCAUUCAGCCAUCUUGAUCUCAGACAUGGUCAGCAAUGUAUGUUCAUUGAAUAGCUGGAAGUUUUCCCUAACAGUGCAUGCUCCUUCCUCAGUUAUUUUGGAUCACAUAACAUGUAAUAAAACUGUUUCUCCUUAAACGUCUCUGGGCAAGUAGCAUUGCAGAAUCUAUGACCAGAGAGAGAAACAGUGCAAUGUUUAAGAUGCCAGCAAUGUUGACCAACAUGUGAAAAGAGGGUGAUUAAAGGUGGCUCUGAAUUUUUGCAUCGAAGCAUUUUACAAUUCUCAUACACUUACCCAUGAUUUAGUAAAAAUUUUUGCCUUGUUUUCAGUCACUUUCCAUCAUCUAGUGUCUUCAUUGAGCUAAUAUGUAACAAAUCACUUAAUGACUGCAGACCCCUCCAGAAACAGCCAAUUUUGUUUCCCUUGAAGCUCAAAACUUCCUGAGGCAGAGCAUAUGACAAAAGAAAAAUUUUUUUUGUUAUUUUCUCAAAGAUGAACAGAUCAAGGGGCAUAUGACAACACUUUCUGAAAUUCUUGCAAAUCCAGAUUUUGCUGAUUUCCAUGAUAUUGUAAAAGAGAUCAAUGGUAUGUAUGAUUGAAUAAGAGAAAAGAUGUGCUCAGUAAUUAAUGGUAUAUUGAUUUCUGAUUAAGAUUCUUAAGGAGUCAUUUGAUUUCAAAUUAUCUCAACUGUAAUUGUGUUAUAUUAUUCCUACAUUCCUCUACAAUUCACUUUAUUGUACAGUGUUGUGCACAAAGAAGUUCAAAUCUUUAUCAGUGAAACCUUUUACAUUUCUACAACAUAUUGCAAAAAGGAAUAAUUGUAUUUUAGUGCCAAGAUUCAUUUUGUACCAAUCAUCUUUGCAUCAGAUGACUUCUAAUGCAUCAUAUAAACACAAUUUCAUUUCAUGAUAGCCAGUCCUCCCUAGGCAAUCUCAAAUGAGUCAUUGGAGAAAACCUUCUGGAUUAUUGUCAAAGAUCUUUCUCCAACUUUUGGAAGCCAUUUCAAGUUAUUCUUUAAAAUUUAUAAAGGUAAUAGGACCAAGUGGAGUCCAAUUUGGUCUGUUAUCAUAACAAGUGAUUAACAAAAUCAGACGACCACAAAGAAGGAGUCUGAUUUGUCAAUCACAAGUAUGAUUACAGACUGAAUUGGAUGACACAAAGUCCUGUUACCAAUUAAUCAUAACCAGAAAAACAAAUACCGGUACAUUUAGGACAAACAUGUCCAGUAGAGAAAAUGUCUAAAGUAAAAAAAAUCCCUCCUUUACAGAAAUUCCCCAGUAAAUUUUUUUAGGAUAAGUUAAUGUUGCUAUGGUUAUUGUGAUUGGCUGCUUCUGCUAUCCAAUUACAGGUGUCUGAUUACAGCUAACUGUCCAAUUACAACUUUACAGAAUAACAAAAAAUAAAGUAGCUAAUGCACCAAUCACAUUUGAGGAAAUUGUAACUGUUGUGAUUAGAAACAAAACUGUCUAAUAGAAACAGUGUUAUUGAUAGCAAACACAAAAAUGUGAUUUAGCUGGAAAGUCCAAAUGUUUUUAACAGCUGGUAGAUUACUGUGAUUAUGUGGGCAACCAGUGCCAGGGGUCCUGUCAAGUACCAAGGGCACAAGUUUCCCAGAUAAUCUGAAAUAUAUUAACCACAUCCAUCUCUAGGCUUUCUUCUCACUGAAACUAGAGAAAAUCAAGUUUAGUAAAUUUGAAACUUUUCUCCAUAAAGGAAUGUACUCAUAAGAUUGCAACUUAUGGUAUUUCUGUAUUUCCUUUUCUCAAAUGGCUGUUUGGUUUUGUUACAAAGAAAAACUUUUGGGUGCCAUUGAUUAUGCUGCAAAGAAUUCAACUUCCCUGAAUGCAGUAACAGAAUUGCUGGGAUCCUGUUUUGCUGUUCUUCUGGAGGCCUGUCAUGGAGUGGCAGAUAAGUUUGAGCUUUCAGAUGAUACUGUGGAGGCCUUGGCAGACUUCAAAAGAUGUGAAAGGGAGAGAUAUGAUCUCCUUAAAAAGACAGAGAUGGACAGAGCUGUUGACAAGAGAGAGGAAGGAGUUACUUUACUUGGUAAAUGAAAAAAUAAAUCAUUAAAUCUAGAACCAUUUUGGAGGAAUCCUCUACAGUUUUAUCAUUAUGAUUAUUAUUGUAUUAUUAUUAUUUUCAUGGAUAUAUUAAGAAUUGAUUACCACUACCAAAUUUUUUUUUGGGGUCAUUAACCUGCAUAAAGUAAUGCAUAAACCAAAAGGAUACAUCUCUUUUUGGCAAGUUAAUAAUUUAUGAAAUUUGAACUUGUCCAGUGAGUUGAUAAAGGAAUACACUUGUUCUUUUAUCAACUUUUGUACUAACCACUUUUGGUCUACAAAACAGCUUUAUUGAUAAGUUACCUAGUAAGAACCUCUCAAGCUUAAUGUCUAGAAUGGUCUAGAACAAAUUUCUGGUUCAGUAUUUAAUAUUCUAUUUAUAGAUCAGCAUCAUCAUGACUAAGAAGAAUAGAGAAUUGUAGACAAUUACUUCACAACCUGUUUGUAUACCAUUACAUUACAUGUUUCACACAGUUGAUAGUACUUGAGCAUUAUAAUAAAUAUACUUUAGCUCUAAAUGCAGCACCUGUUAUAUUGCAGAACAAGCCAUGACAAAAGGAAAGGAAGAUGUCAAAAAAGUACUAGAGAGACAGAAGAAGACAGAGGAGGCACAGACUUUGCAGAAGUUUCUCAACAAAAGUGAAGAACUUGAACAAGAAAUUAACAGAGAAAUUGAGGAGCUGAAAUUAAUGAGUGACAACUGUGAAGCUGAUGUGGCUAAGAUAGGUACAUCAUUAGCAAAUCUUUCAAGCAAUCAAUCACUAAUGUAAACUUUUCAUUCACAAAGCAAUCUGAUUUAGGAAUCCUUCAAUCAGUAAUCCAUACAUAUUUGCUACCAUUCAGCAAACCAGCCUGCUAGUCUGUCUGCAGGUCAGACUGUCAGUCAAUCAGUCAGUCAGAUAGCCAAGAAGCCAACCAGGUAUUUAGUCAGUCAGUCAGUGAGUCAGCCAGCCACUUAGUCAGCCAUUUUUCAGCCACUUAGUCAGUCAUUCAAUCAGUCAGAUAGUAAGUCAUUCACUCAGACAGCAAAUUUGGUCAGUCAGGCAAAAAGUCAUUUUGCUUUUAUGAACUGAGUUGAUAAUAUAAAUUGACCACUGUCAAGAGUUUCAAAGCUGACAUUUAGAGAAAUUAUUUGCCCUUCAUCAGAACAAAUAAUUCACUUAGUCAGACAGCCAGUCAGUCAGUUGGUAAUUCUGCCUAUCAGCCAGUUAGCCAAUCAGCCAGUCAGUCAGUAAGUCAGCUUAUCAAUCAGUUAGUGAGUCAGUCAGUCAGUGAGCAAGCCAGUCAGUCAGUCAAUUAUUCAUUCAUUGAUUCAAUCAUUCAUUACAGCUAAUAAUUGAUCAUUUAUUUGGUAAAUUAGUUGCUUAACUUGGUUUCUUAACUGAUGAUUAAUAUCGUAAUCCAGCCCAAAAUUACAAAAAACAAUGUAACGUUACUUUCUUUUGAAAAUUAAAGCUGAAAGCCUUGACACCCUACGUGAGUCUGCUGAGAUUGCCCUCAAAAAGUACACACAGAGAGACCAGAACUUGUGCCAAAAAUUACAACAGAAUAGAAAAGAACAAGAAGAACUGCAGAAACGGUUGAAUGCUCUCAAGGAAAAUGAGCAAAAGUUGGAGGAAGAAAGAGAGAAGGAAAACAAUACCCAGAAGAGAGCAGACUCAGUAAGUUAACAUUAACCCUUGAUAAUAUGAAAUAUUAUCAGUAAAAAUUACCAUCAUCGUUUCUUGUACUUAGUUUUUACUUUUUAAAAGUAACUCCGUUUCCUUUAGCCUUUCUCUUUCUUUUGUGCUGUUUAUAUAAUGCAUUUUAACCAAUUGAAAUAUUAUUAAGUCAAUCUGAAUAUUCAUGAAAACGACGACCAAAAGAACUUCCAAAGCCACACAACACCACGAAUUUACACAAUCCUCGCUGGCUGGCAAGCGUUUGAGGCAAUCCAAAGGCAAUCAUUUCAUUACUAGUCUCCUUCGCAAGUAGCCUGCAGAGCAGGCGUAAUUUUGGCGAGCGAGUGCUGAGUAAUUUCAUGACGAAUAUUAUGGCCGCCAUCUUUGAUUUUAAUGGCAGCGGAAGGGUAAGGAGAAAUAAGAAAUAAAGAGAGAGGCGGGGGUAGGGGAGUGAAGAUUACGCAAGUCGUUCUUAGACUCGUCACGCAACGAUCCCUCCCUCGAACGGCCUUCGUGGAGAGGAGCGUUGCGUGACGAGUCUAAGAACGGCUGCCAAGGAGACUAUUUCAUAACCAGAUUCAAAAAACCGCGGGCUUGUGCUAGGAUACCUAAGAGAUAUAGGUAUAUACGUGGUUGGGAGAUUAAUUAACUUCAACAUGUCUUCCUAUUUCGGAACAACCUGUUUUCCAAGGAUAUAUAGGGUAAUUAAGUGGUUGACAGAGUAAUCAACUUCACAGUGUUUUCUAAGACCUGUGUAUCACUUGACGAUUGUUAAUUCUCACAGUAGAUUGCUAAUAAUUAUUUUCUUCGUCAAUCAGACAGCAAUGGAAGCCGAAAAAGAGUUGGAGAAGUGGCGUCAGCAAAUACAAGAGUUACAAGACAGGUGUCAGGCUGCUCUCCAUGUUAUGGAAGAAUUUAGAGGUAUGAGUACAGUGGCUCCCAAUCUGAAUGACUAUGAUUCAAAGUAAUUCCAUGAUACAGGAAGCAUCGUGUGCUGCGGUUAGUUUGUUUGUGUCGUGAAUUUACCAUGGAAUAAUUUCUACUUUUUUCCUACCGAGUCAAUAUUGGUACAAAGCUGCUCACACCAUUAAGAACAGCAUUUACGCUAAACCCUACUUCUGAACUUAAUUGAUUAUUAUGAAAAAAAAAUCAGUUAAUUCUUUGAUAUUAUUGUUGCCUAACCAAACCCUAAACCUAAGCAAUCAGACAACUUACUAAUUAUCCUAGAAAUAACUUGAUAGAGCAGUUCCCGUUUGAGGGUCCCAAGUAAUCCCGCUUUGGUUUUGCUUUACUUCGUUUUGUGAUUGGUCGGGAAAAUUGGGCCACUCUACCAACCAAUCAAAUGCCAAACUAUAACAAAUCGUGUAAAGGGGGUAAGUUUCUGAAGAAACUGUGGUGCUGCGUCGGUGGGAGAGUAUAGCAGGUAAUUUAGUGUUAACAACUGAGUUGAAAACGUAAAUUAGCCACCGUAAAGGGUAAAAAAAUUGACGUUUCGAGCGUUAGCCCUUCGUUCAAUCGCUCUGACGAAGGGCUUACGCUCGAAACGUCAGCUUUUUUACUCUUUACGGUGGCUAAUUUACGUUUUCAAUUCAGUUGUUAACACUAAAUUACCUGCUAUAACAAAUCGUGACUUAGUCACUAACGUUUUCCCGCGCUUUUGGUAGUUCGCCUGUUUUUCUUGAGCCCUCAUUGGCUUGUGAUGAUAUUAACCUUUGUUCUGAUUUGCCGUUGUGAUUACUCUGAUUAUGGUACUCGGAGACUUGAUUGAAAACUGCUCUAGACCUCUUUGUAUCAAAAGAAUUUAUCUUGGAGUGAGAGUAGUUUCAAUUGACUGUCAAAAAACCAAAACUAAGGUAAUCACAACAACUAAUCAGAAACAAAGGUUAAACAUCAUCAUUAACCAAUGGGAACUCAAAGUAAAAGGGGCAACCUGCUUGACGAGCGGGAAAACGCGAGUGACCAAGCUGAGAUUGGUUUUUGUUUUCCAUUUGAUUGGUUGAGAUUGUGGUGCGAGUUUUUUGGACCAAUCACAUAGCGAAUUAAAGCAAAACCAAAGCAAUCCAGAAUCACGAUCGAUACCCAUUGAAAACUGCUCUUAUCUAUUGUUUGAAUCAACUAAGGCUAGAUUUUCUUUUAAAGACGAGACGAAAAGGAAACAGAAACAGAAUUUUGGCUUACAGCAGCAGAACUUUACUGAGACAAGUCACGAGAUCUUUCUGUUCCCUUUUUUUUCGUUAGAUGGUUCCAGUAAAUUAAUGGAUGCUUCUGUGGAAAGCAAAAAGAAAGAAGAGCGUGAGCUGCACAAACUGGACAUUAUGGCUCACAGACGACUGCGAGAUGCGACGGCAGCAGCUGCUGUUGAAUGCCAGCAACACAUUGAAGAUUGCGAUAAGAACAUUAAAUUCCUCAAAGAUACGGUGGGUUAGACUUUCAUUUCUACUUAAAACUACCCUUUAGCUACACGUGUAGAACAUAAUUUUCAGUGGGGCAACAAGAGCAGUAUUUUAAGGCUUUUAAUAACGAUUGAAUGAGCUUCGUAAGUAACAAUUCUUGACUACACGGAGUUCUUUCUUUCAAUGUCUUUUCUUUUAUUUCAGAUCACAUCUCUGAAAGCACAAAGGAAAGCUAAGGCUAAAAUUGCCUUGAAAGUUGUCGUUGAUGAAAUUGUCGAGAAGUUGAAGAAAUAUGAGGAGUCUUAUUCCGAGAGCAAACAAGCCAGAGCCGAAAAGAAUCAAAAAUUUGACAUCUACACCAAAGAGAUGCAAGACUUAGAUGAACGGCUGGAAGCACUUGGAGAAAUCGUGGAGGCAUUUGAUGAGAUAUGUGAGUAAAAAAGACAAAACGACAAGCGAAUUUACAGACUAGCUGAGAGUUAUGGACCAAAGUGCACUUGCAAAUCCGUACCUAAAACUAAAGAAUACGUUAAGAUGCCUGAAUGACUUUUCAUUACCUCUUGAAAACUAACUUUAUCUUUCUAAAGGAUGUAUAGUUUUACCUUUAAGAAUCUUAAUUUUCACACUGUGGAACUGACAGUUUAGUCUAGUUCAGAUGAAGUCCGGUCGAUUCGCCACAUCAACAUGAUCAACUUGAAACACGUAGAGAGUCGUUUCGAUACAACCUCAGUCAUUUCAACACAAACUAGAUUAUUCUUGCCUUACAACUAAAACUAACGUUUUUACGACCGUAAAUCUGUUCAGACUGUGUGAGAUGCAGCCAUCACGUUAAUUUUAUGAAUUUUUCUUUAUCAGAUCGCCGAGUGCAGCAGGAAGUGAAUGCUCUGUGGGAAGGAGAGGACUUCUCCUCUUUGGAAGACUGA
Messenger RNA from Pocillopora meandrina, 8673 nucleotides. The record is from the annotation of a GenBank genome assembly. NCBI's taxonomy places the organism in Eukaryota, Metazoa, Cnidaria, Anthozoa, Scleractinia, Pocilloporidae.